AUGAACGGCAUCGCCGCCGAGACGUCCCUCGCGUCUCUCGACUCGGUCGACUACGACCCCAUCCAACACCUCAAUCGCCUAUUUGCCCACCCUUCGACCGUUUCCUCGGUCGGCCGCGUCUCCUCGACCCUGCACGCCCAGCACAAUGGCCUCUCGGCUGACAUCGCCCGCGCCGAGGCCGACCAGGCGUACGGCUCCGACUCGUCCCUCGAGCGCAUGCAGUCCGCCCAGGCCGAGCUCGCGGGCCUCUUCCGCAACAUCGAGAGCGUCCGCGCCCGGGCAAUCGAGACGGAGCACAACAUCACGUCGAUGACGGCUGACAUCAAGCGCCUCGAUGCUACCAAGCGCAACCUUACCCUCUCUAUGACCGCCCUCAAGCGCCUCCAGAUGCUCACCACAGCCUACGACCAGCUCCGCGGCCUCGCCCGCUCCCGCCAGUACCGCGAGUGUGCCAGCCUCCUCCAGGCCGUCCUCCAGCUCAUGCGCCACUUCAACAGCUACCGCAGCAUCGACCAGAUCGCCACCCUCAGCCGCGGCGUGUCCGAGCUCCAGCGCGAGCUGCUCGAGCAGGUCUGCGAGGACUUUGAGAUGGCGUUUGCCAAGGGCGAGGUCGGCCAGCGCCGGCAGACGCUCGUCGAGGCGUGCAACGUCAUGGACGCCCUCGGGGACAACGCCAAGUCCCGCAUCGUCACCUGGUACAUCAACACGGAGCUGCGCGAGUACCGGCAGGUAUUCCGGGGCAACGACGAGGCGGGCAGCCUGGACAAUAUUGGCCGGCGGUAUGCCUGGUUCAAGCGCAUGAUGAAGGGCCACGACGAGGAGCACGCCGCCAUAUUCCCGCAGCACUGGCGGGUGGGCGAGACGCUGGCCAUGGCGUUCUGCGACGGCACCCGCGACGACUACAAGGGAAUCCUGGAGAGGAGCAUGCGGCGGGUCGACGGCGCCCGGAUCGACGUCAACCUGCUCCUCCGCUGCCUGCAGGAGACGCUCGACUUUGAGCAGACGAUCGAGCGGCGGUUCUCCAGCGAGCCCCGCGCCAGCAUCGACACCGUCAGCUCGGCGGACGAGAACCGGCAGCGCUUCAACGGGUCCAUCUCGGUCGCGUUUGAGCCGUACCUCAGCCUGUGGGUCGAGUCGCAGGACAAGGCGCUGGCUGCCAUGAUCCCCAAGUACAAGGCACAGCCGCUGCUGCCGGCCGACGAGGAGUUCUCGCCGCAGUCGGUCAUCAGCUCUGCGAUCGAGCUGUUCCACUUCUACAAGCUGACGCUGUCCCAGUGCGCCAAGCUCUCCACGAGCGAGCGCCUGCUGGACCUGGCCAAGACGCUUGCAAAGUAUCUCGACGACUACGCACAGCAGGUGCUGCUAGGCACAUUGCAGAAACACACGCAAGGCGGGCCGUCGCUCCAGGACAUCAUCCUCGUGCUCAACACGGCGGACUUCUGGCACACCAACGCGGGCCAGCUAGAGGAGAACAUCAAGAAGCGCAUCGACCACGAGCUGGUCAGCAAGGUAGACCUGUCGUCACAGGCCGACGCAUUCAUGGGCGUGGCCAGUGCCGCCGUGAUCGCGCUGGUCGGCAAGGUCGGCGCCGACUGCGACGGCGCCUGGCGCGAGAUGCGCAACACCAACUGGUCCAAGAUGGACGCCGCGGGCGACCAGAGCUCGUACAUUGGGGAGCUCGUCAAGCACGUCAAUGGCAAGGCCGAAGAGAUCCUCGGCAUGGUCGCGAAGCAGCAGUACGCGCGCGCGUUUGCGGACAACCUCGUCGAGCACCUCGCAACCGCGUACCUCGCCAACAUUGUGCAGUGCAGGCCCAUCUCCGAGGUCGGCGCCGAGCAGAUGCUGCUGGACAAGUACGUCCUCACCAAGAGCCUGACGAACCUGCUGUCCUACCACAACGCGUCCUCCUCGUCCUCGUCCGCGACCACGGCCAGCGCGCCAUACCAGCCGCCCGCGAGCUUCGCGAAGCGCACGAGCGCGACCAUGGGCCGCAUGGACCCGCUCCUGCAGACCCUGCUCGUGCGCGCGGCCCCUCACGAGGGGUUCGUGACAGCGUACCUCGACUUCAUCGGCGACCGGUCCGACACCAACUUCAAAAAGAUCCUCGACCUCAAGGGCGUGCGCAAGCAGGACCAGAUGUACCUGCUCGACACGUUCAGCCACCUGCGCGACGGGCCCAGCGUCAAGGACAAGCUCGUGCCCGCGAACGCGCUGCUCACACCCCUGAUGAACGGGCCCGGCGUUGGCGGUGGCGGCAUCGGCGGUAGUAGCAGCGGCGGUAUGGGCGGCGGCGGCGCGUCGCUCGGCUCGUCGGCCGCGCGGUUCGACCCCACGGCUUUCGGGGAGAAGCUGCUCAACGCGGCGAGGGAGGGCGUGGACCGCAUCGGCACGCCGAUGGGCGGCGACGGCGGCGGCAGCUCCGCGGCUGGGGGGAUAGGUGGUGGUGGUGGUGUAGGCGGUGCGGGAGGAAGUAUCGUGCCGGGAGGGAGCAAUGCCGCUAUCAACGAGAAUCUGCGCAAGAUGGGCGACUUCUUCAGGCGGGAUAAUUUCGGGCUCGGGGCGCGGUUUGGGAAGAAGGAUGGUGAUUAAUAAAGGGUGUGGACACAACGCGAGUGUGUCUGUCCCAGGACCAGAUUUUACUGCGGGAGUCACCAAGAUCAAGAGAAAAGAAAGAGAGAAAUCGCCUUGGGACCGCUCUAUCUCGUGCCAGUAUCUGA
Microdochium trichocladiopsis is the source of this 2717-nucleotide messenger RNA. RefSeq names its product subunit of VP52-54 complex. Gene Ontology annotation, biological process: retrograde transport, endosome to Golgi. Gene Ontology annotation, cellular component: GARP complex. The coding region runs from base 1 to 2589 and encodes 862 amino acids. Lineage: Eukaryota; Fungi; Ascomycota; Sordariomycetes; Xylariales; Microdochiaceae. The record is from RefSeq and is a predicted model, not a curated record. The transcript is spliced from 2 exons.